This is a messenger RNA of Recurvomyces mirabilis, 2388 nucleotides long. RefSeq lists its product as uncharacterized. The record is from RefSeq and is a predicted model, not a curated record. The transcript has 2 exons. NCBI's taxonomy places the organism in Eukaryota, Fungi, Ascomycota, Dothideomycetes, Mycosphaerellales, Teratosphaeriaceae. Bases 1 to 2388 code for a protein of 795 amino acids. Gene Ontology annotation, molecular function: flavin adenine dinucleotide binding; oxidoreductase activity, acting on CH-OH group of donors.
AUGAAGUUUGCUAUUGCGCUGCUGGGCGGUGCGUCCUUGGCGUUUGGACAGACCUUCUCUUCCUACAAGAACUCGCAAGGCAUUACUUUCUGGCAGGCGAACUUCGGUACUCGUGUUGCCGCUUCUAUCCCCAAUGCACAAUUCGGCCUCGCACUCCCACCUGCUUCGGCCACGUCCCUCAACGAUGAGUACAUCGGACACUUGGCUGUGCCAAUCCCGAGCUCUGGAACCUGGAUGGGUAUUGCUCAUGCGAGUCAAAUGCCCGAUAACCUAUUGCUCUUGACGUGGUUAAAUGGCAACAAGGUUAUGACUGAUUUCCGCUAUGCUACGGACUAUCUCACACCCGCGGAGUACACAGGCAAUGCCAAGCUCACCGUGCUCUCAAGCUCUGUAAAUAGCACGUUCUACGAGUUGACCUAUCGUUGCGAACAUUGCUGGACAUGGAACCAGACUGGACAAGUUGCUGGCAGCCAGCUUCCGAAAGCGGGCGGCAACCAGAUUGUGGGCUGGGCCGAGGCCACAACAACUCCGACGAACCCCAGCGUCCAGACAGCUGGUAUCGUUCAGCAUUACGCAGACGGUCUCUUUGGUGUCGCGGUAGACUCGGCUCGCAACAGUGCAUACACAUCGUGGACGGCACUCGGAGCAAGUCCUACUUCUGUCACCACCACUGCCACUUCGAGCAAGCCCACAGGCUCUGUCACGUCAAGCUCGAAGCCAACAUCCUCUGCUUCGGCCACAUCUUCUGCGGCUGCCGUUGCACCAUCGUGCACAAGCGGUACUGCGGCUUCGAGCUUGGGCUCAUGGGACUACGUCGUCGUUGGUGGUGGUGCGGGUGGCAUCCCGCUUGCUGCGAAGCUUACUAACACUGGCAAGAAAGUUCUCCUCAUCGAGCGCGGCAACCCUUCAUCUGGUCGCCAAGGUGGUCAACUGAAACCGACCUGGCUUCAGGGCACGAACCUGACUCAAUUCGACGUCCCCGGGUUGUGCAAUGAGAUCUACGUCAGCUCGGCCGGCAUUACUUGUCCCGAUUACGGAGUCUUGGCCGGCUGCAUUCUGGGCGGAGGCACAGCUGUGAACGCUGGUCUGUGGUGGAAGCCACACCCCAAGGACUUUGCCGCUUUCCCUUCAGGAUGGCAGUCCAGUGAUAUGCAGGCCGCGAUUAGCCGCGUCUUCGCCAAGAUUCCGUUUACUGAAGUCCCCUCCUCUGACGGCCAGUUUUACCAGAUGCAGGCGUACGGUGUUCUUGGAAACAUUCUCGGCCGAAAUGGCUGGGGUGCUGUUACUGCUGGCAACACACCUGAACAGAAGACCUUGAACUACGGCCAUGCUGAGAACAUGUUCUCUCAUGGCGAGCGUGGUGGACCGAUGGCUACAUACCUUGUUGAUGCCAUGGCCAAGAACAACUUCAAGCUCAUCCUAAACACGAUGGUCGACCGAAUCACCCGAACUGGUGGUACCGCGACCGGUGUCACGGUUGAAGGCGCCUACUGUGGCAACAUCACUCUGAACGCUGGGGGCAAAGUCAUCCUAAGCGCCGGCGCUUUCGGUUCCCCCAAGGUCCUCUUCCGCUCUGGCAUUGGUCCUGCUGAUCAAUUGACGAUUGUCCAGGCCGCUGAGCCAGGCGCCAUGAUCGCUUCUAGCCAAUGGAUUGACCUCCCAGUAGGCAAAAGUCUUCAGGACCACGCUCAGACCGAUAUUGUCUGGACCCAGUCCUCUAUCCAGAACUACGAUUUCAACGCCGCUUUCACUAACCCGAUUGCCUCAGACACUCAGGCCUACCUUUCGAAGCGUGCCGGUAUCCUCACCGAAGCCGCGCCUGUCUUUCCCAUCUUCGCAUGGCACGAAGUCACUGGCCCCGACGGCAUCGCCCGCCAGAUCCAAUGGCAAGUCCGCAAUGGUCCAUCGCACGGCAUUAGCUCCAGCAACGGCAUCACCCAGACGCAGUACCUGGGCCGCGGAUCUACUUCCCGUGGUCGUACAACUAUCAAUUCGGCUCUCAACAUGGUCGUCUCGACAGUCCCUUACUACCAGGACCCCAACGAUCUCGCAGCCGCGCAGACGAGUAUGUCCAUCAUGCUUGGCCUCAUGAAACAGGAUAGCAGCAUCAACAUGCAGUACCCUGCAUCCGGCACCAAUGUCUCUGCCUUUUAUGCUCAGUACCCUGUGACGACCGGUUCGCGCUCGGCGAACCACUGGGUCAGUAGCUGCAAGAUGGGUACCGAUUCUGGCUUGAAUGGUGGCACUGCUGUCGUCGAUCCAAACCUGAAAGUCUACGGUACGAACAACAUCUAUGUUCUGGAUGCUUCCAUCAUCCCGGAGAUCUGCUCGGCAAACCCGAGUGCAUUGAUUGUUUCUCUGGCUGAAAGGGCUUCUGAUAUCUUGUGA